AUGAAUUCGAGAGCUGAGUUGAACAUUGGUUUUAAGGUGAGUUGUGCUAUUGUACAGAGGCUUUUACUAGAAACUAGAUGCUUCAAUUGAUUGGUGUGAAAACUGAAUUCUGUGUUUUUCAGGUCGGUAUGAUCGUCGUGGGUGUGUUACUUAUUGCUUGGUUUCACUGUGUUAGUUCAAGUCGUUAGGUGAGUUUUUGGGACUGAAUCUAUAGAAGAAGGCACAAACACAUUGUGUGCGAAUGCAGUAAUUCACGAAAUAAAAAAAACGUUUUUUUAACGUUAAAAAAACCAAAAAAGUGAUUCACGAACGGUAUUUUUAUUCACUUUUUUACCAUUUUCUCAACACUUUCCCAACUCAGUAAAGUGAAGCUUAAACGCAUUUUAGUGUUUGAAAAUGCUAUUUCAAGACCUUCUAAUCAGAUCAGCCUAAAAGACAAAUCAAGUCUCACAUCUCCUAAAGAAUGAAAUUGGUGAUUUUCGAAAAAUUUCGAAAAUCAACAAUUUACUUUUGAAGAUUCGAUUUGUCCUCCAGGCUCAUUGAAAGGGAGAUGCCGUUUCUAAACACAAAAAUGCGUUUUGACUUCACUUUAUUCAGUUGGGAAUGUGUUAAGAAAAUGGUAAAAAAAUGAAUAAAAAUACCGUUCGUGAAUCACUUUUUUGUUUUUUUUACGUUAAAAAACGUUUAAAUAACGUUUUUUAUUUCGUGAAUUACUGUAUUAGCAAUAUUUUUCAGAGAAGCAGUUGUCUACAAAGAUCUUUCGAAAGGACUUGAGAAAACAACAGGUUGGAAGUGGAGUGAGCGAGGAAGCCACAAUUGCUCCAGCAUUUUUCAUGCCAUUUGUGACUGGCACAAUUGCACUUGUCUUCAUCUGUCUCCAGAAGCAAGUUUGGUGUUUGCUGGAUUUGUUGCUUUCAAAUAUUAUCCAAAUCGUGCUCCUGGUGGAAAUGAGAAAACAAUUGAGGAGAACCCUUCAAGAUGCCUAA
Molecule: messenger RNA, 986 nt
Organism: Caenorhabditis angaria
Lineage: Eukaryota; Metazoa; Nematoda; Chromadorea; Rhabditida; Rhabditidae
Source: the annotation of a GenBank genome assembly